Molecule: messenger RNA, 2212 nt
Organism: Ciona intestinalis (vase tunicate)
Lineage: Eukaryota; Metazoa; Chordata; Ascidiacea; Phlebobranchia; Cionidae
Source: RefSeq
AUAGGUUCUGCUGACGAUUCUGUUAGUUCGUUCGUGUUUUCAGGUUGCCAUGUCUUCAAGACGGAAGCAGGAAGAAAAGCACCUGGAAGUGCUGAAGGGCAUCCAGCAGAUACAAUGUAACAAAAAGUGUUUUGAAUGCGACCAAAGGGGACCCACGUAUGUGGACGUUACUAUUGGUUCCAUGGUUUGUACAACAUGCGGGGGAAUAUUAAGGGGUCUGAAUCCGCCCCACCGGGUAAAAUCGAUAUCUAUGGCUACGUUUACUCCCACUGAAAUAGCCUUUAUUCAAACAAGGGGUAACGAAUAUUGCAAAAAUAUAUAUCUUGGGCGUUAUGACGAACGUUCAAAAGCAAAACCUGAAUCGCGCAACGAUCACACGAAGCUUAAAUUCUUUAUGGAGCAAAAAUAUGAGCAAAAGAAGUGGUAUGUCUCACCUGAACAAGCUGCUAAACCAACUGAAAGUUUCAUGGAAGCAGCAAAUGCUGCCAAAGCCAAUGAAAUAAAACCUCUUACUACAUUACUUGGACCCAACCACGCUAAUAUCAAAGUAGAAAAAAAGCAGCCUGAAAAACCAAAGCCUCAAUCCCCAAAGCAGCAGCAGACCAUUGAUUCGAUAUUUGGAGAUUUCAGUGGUGGUUCCACCGCAAGUUCUACCACACAACCACCAACUUCAGGAUUCGCAGAUUUCAGUAAUGCAUUCACCCCUUCAAACAACUCAUUUGAUGCAUUUGGAGACUUUACAUCUGGUCAGACAACCGCUGCCCCUGCAAGUCAACCUGGUUUUGGAACCAACUUCAACAGUGUCAUGACGGCAGCUUCAACAACUUCAGCCCCACAGGUUACAAAAUCUGUAGAUAAAUAUGCAGACCUGGGUGAUCUCUUUAGUAUGGAUAAUGCAGACCCAGCACCAGUUGCAAAACCAGACGCAGGCAAUAUGUGGAUGCAGUCGCAAAGCGCAUCUGUGUUUGGACAACAAUCAACAGCUUCAGGUUCUGUGUUUGGGUCACAAGCAAAUGCAGCUCCUCUGGGAUCAGUGUUUGGUGCGCAGUCCACAGCUUCAACACAAGCUUCAUUAUUUGGCAGUAGCCCAAUGUCCAAUACACAGUCAUAUAUGAACAACAAACAACCUGUACCAUUCAGCAAUGCUACUCAAUCAUACACACACUUUGGCACAAGUCAGAGUACACCUGCAUAUGGAAGUGUACAGCAACCAAAUCCAGGAUUUCCUGCUCAACAGCAGAACACCUACAACGGCACAUUUGGAACAGCACCAGGGGCAAGCUACAUGCAAGCGGCAAGCACAUAUGGUGCAACACAACCAACAAACAACUUUGGGGCCCAACAGUUCUCUUCAAUGCAAGGAUUUGGUGGAACUGCUCAACAAAACACAUUCGCUGCAACCAACAGUCAAAUGACUUUUCCAACCCAGACCCCAGCUUCAUCAAAUCCCUUUUUCAUGCAAACUCCUGCAUCUGCUGCUCCAUCUGCAACUGGAGCCAAUCCAUUCAUGGCACAGCAACAUCAACACGCACCCACGCAGCCACAAACCGCAACCAACCCAUUUAUGAACCUGCCCCCACAACAGGUUAAUGCAGCCCCAACAAAUCCAUUCUUUUAAAUUUUUGUAAUGUAUGGGAUAAGUGAAAUUCUCUUCCGGGGAAUGUAGUAUAAAAAUUAUUGCUUCCUCUGGCCAGUUACACUGAAAAUCAUUUUAGAAUUUGUGUCAUAAUCUUUAUCAAUGCCAAGAGUCCAAGACCAAAAAGGUUCUUGCGGGAGUAUAAAAAUCAAUAUAGAGAAUGACAUAUGUCCAUUGUGUUGUACUUGCAAUAGCCCAUGUGUUGUCCUUUAAUAUUGUACUGCUAUUGUUUCCUUUUGAAAUUUUCUAUACUUAUUGUGGCCAUUGUUUCAUAGUCUAUAGUCCAGUAAGGUUCUUUUAUAUUUAUAUGUGAACUCUGUUUGUGUUUUGUAAAAUCCAAUGUCCAAAUUAUAUGAUUCUUCAUACAGUGUGCAUAAAUAUUCAGAGAAAAUAAUGUGGCUUUCUGUGGUAAGCUGGUGAUAAUUUUCUUCAGUGGGGGUCGGAUAUAUUCUAUUGUACGCAUUUGUAUUUAAUGUAAUUAUUAUCCAUAUUCCGUCAUUGUUUUAACUUGUGUCGAAGUUGCUAGUUAAUAGUUACAUUUACAUAUUCUGUGUUUUAAACUUGACUAACUAUGUA